AUGAUCUGCGGCCGCCGGAGAGUUUUGCUGAAGUAUUGGAGAAUGGGUAAGUGUAAACUUGGCCCACUUUUGCUGGUCAGAUUCUUAGAAGGUUUGUUUGACAAGCAAGCUGAUCUCUACUUGGAUGGAAGGCCAACUUAUCCAACCCAAUGGUAUUCAAUGCUGGCUGAUCACACCCUCCACCACUCUUUGGCUUGGGAUGUUGGUACUGGCAAUGGCCAAGCUGCUCUCGGUGCUCUUGUAGAUCUCAUCAUCAAACCGCUGCCUUGUGUAACCUGCAACGUAGAAAUUUGUGCAUACAAGUGUUCUGCUUACACUGGGAGAACACUCUCUCAUGAAGUUGCUGAGCACUAUGAGCAAGUGAUUGGAACUGAUGUGAGUGAAGCUCAGUUAAAACAUGCAAUGGCGCAUCCAAGGGUUCGAUACCUUCCCACCCAAUUAUCCAUGUCUGAUGAUGAGCUAAUAACCUUAAUUGGGGGUGAAAAUUCAGUUGAUUUGGUGACAGUAGCGCAGGCUGUGCAUUGGUUUGAUCUGCGGAAAUUUUAUUCCCUUGUCGCACGCCUUCUAAGAAAGCCUGGAGGUGUACUUGCUGUUUGGUGCUACAAUGAUAUUCUAGUGAGUCCUGCAUUUGAACCAGAGCUGUCAUUUGAGGGAUUUUUGAAGAUGAUCCGUUCAUGGUCAGCAGUAAUUACAGCCAAAGACCAAGGUGUGGAUUUGUUGUCUCCGACUGUUGUUAAAGAGUUGGAGACUGUUUGGGGUGGACCUAAACUGGUUAGGUCUGUCACCUACAAGGCUUUUAUGCUUGCUGGAAAAGUUAAGCUGUGA
Messenger RNA from Dovyalis caffra, 825 nucleotides. NCBI's taxonomy places the organism in Eukaryota, Viridiplantae, Streptophyta, Magnoliopsida, Malpighiales, Salicaceae. The record is from the annotation of a GenBank genome assembly.